CCUUCAAGCUGGAAAUUCUGUCUCUCAUUUUCUUUCUCUGUUAGUAUAAUUUCGUUUCUGAACUAUCAUGUCUCUCUCUUAUCCCUACGAUGUCCUCCUUAACAAACCCAGAAGGUGGAGGAGCACAUCUGUUUCAGUUUCUUUGGAUUCUGGAUUGAAGAUUGCACAGAGAUCUAAAGAUGCAACUGUGUGCUUCCGAGGGCCUAAGGAAAGAAUUAAGGAAUUAUUCACAAAGGUUGAGCUCUCGGUUUCUUCCUAUGACACUGCUUGGGUCGCAAUGGUCCCUUCUCCGAGUUCCCCUCAGUACCCUUAUUUCCCCAAGUGUGUAACCUGGUUAUUGGGGAAUCAGCACCCUGAUGGUUCAUGGGGUCUUCCACAUUCCGAGUCCAUACUUAUUAAAGAUGCCUUGUCCUCCACAUUGGCAUGUGUGCUUGCACUUAAACGCUGGAAUGUUGGUGAAGAGCAUGUUAAAAAGGGCAUUCAUUUUAUUGUGUCUAACUUUGCUUCGGCAACUAAUGAGAAGCAGCAAUCUCCAAUUGGCUUUGAUAUCAUAUUUCCUGGGAUGAUUGAUUAUGCUAAAGACAUGGGUUUAAAUAUCCCUCUUAGCCCACCAAUUCUAGAUUCUUUACUUCACAAGAGAGACUUGGAGUUCAAAAGAGCUUCUACAAGCAGUUCUGAGAGAAGCAAAGCAUAUCUAGCAUAUGUUGCAGAAGGACUGGGAAAGUUACAGGAUUGGCAUGAUGUCAUGAAAUAUCAGAGGGAAAAUGGAUCUCUGUUUAAUUCACCAUCUACAACUGCUGCUGCUUUUAUUCACUUUCAGGAUGCUAACUGCCUCAAUUACUUGCACUCAGUCUUAGAAAGGUUUGGCGAUGCAGUUCCUACAACUUAUCCUUCAGAUACAUAUGCUCGUCUUUGUAUGGUGGACAUUCUGGUGGGGUUGGGAAUUGAUCGUCAUUUUAGGGAUGAAAUUAAAGUUGUUUUGGAUGAAACAUACAGAUACUGGUUGCAGGGUGUUGAUGAGAUAUUCUUAGACCCUGUCACAUGUGCCAUGGCAUUUCGGAUCUUACGUAUAAAUGGAUACAAUGUCCCUUCUGAUGCAUUAGCUCAAUUUGAUGAAGAAAAACAUUUAUGUGAUCCACUUGAAGGAUUUAUGGGGGACAUCAACGCUUUAUUUGAGUUAUACAAGGCUUCAGAAAUCAUGAUAUUACCUAAUGAACCAGUUUUGGAGAAGUUGAAUAACUGGUUAAGUCGUUAUCUGAAACAGGAAUUAUCCAACGAUUCAUUGGAUGGAGUCCAUAAAUAUAUAAGCAAAGAGGUGGAAUAUACCCUAAAAUUCCCCCACUAUACCAGUUUGGAACGCCUCCAGAGCAGGAGUAAUAUUGAGAAUUACAAUGUAAAUAGUCUGAGAGUCCUGAAAACGGCAUACAGGUGCUUAAAUAUUAACAAUCAAAAUUUCCUAGAGCUGGCAAUGGAAGACUUCAAUUUCUGUCAAGAAAUCCACUGUAAAGAACUCCAGCAUCUAGAGUUGUGGGUGAAAGAGAACAAAUUAGAUAAGCUAAAGUUUGCAAGGCAGAAACUGGUGUACUGUUACUUCUCUGGUGCGGCAACCCUUUUCUCUCCUGAGCUAUCUGAUGCCCGCAUGUCCUGGGCCAAAAACGGUGUCCUCACCACCGUGGUUGAUGACUUCUUUGACUAUGGAGGUUCUAAAGAAGAAUUAGUAAAUCUUAUUGAAUUGGUUGAGAAGUGGGAUGGAAAUCAGGCCGCUCAUUGUUGUUCUGAAGAAGUGCAAAUCAUAUAUUCUGUACUUUACAAUACAGUCAAUGAGCUUGGAAACAAAGCAUUCGCAUGGCAACGGCGCAGCGUCACCAGCAACAUAAUUGACAUUUGGCUUAGUUUGCUUAAUUCCAUGAUGGAGGAGGCAGAGUGGGCUAGAAACAAUUCAGCACCAACAAUGGAUGAAUAUAUGACAAAUGGAUAUGUAUCAAUUGCUUUGGGACCUAUUGUUCUCCCAGCUCUUUAUUUUGUUGGGCCCGAGCUUUCAGAGGAGGUUGUCAAUGGUACAGAGUACCACAAUCUAUACAAGCUUAUGAGCACAUGUGGGCGUCUCCUCAAUGAUGUCCAGGGCUUCAAGAGGGAAUCAGAGCAAGGAAAGCUGAAUGGUGUUUUCUUGCAAAUGAUGCACAGCUGCUCUGGCACUAUUACCAAAGAAGAGGCCAUAAGAGAGAUCAGGGCUGUCAUUGAGAGUAAUAGGAGGCAGCUCUUGGAAUUAGUAUUGAAGACAGAGGGAAGUGUAGUUCCAAGAGUAUGCAAGGAUGUAUUUUGGAAGAUGAGCAAAAUACUACACCUUUUCUACAUGAGAAAUGAUGGGUUCACAUCUCCAAAGGAAAUGAUCAAUUAUGUGAAUGCAGUCAUUUAUGAACCAAUCAAUCCUAUAUAAUAAAGGAUGAA
Telopea speciosissima is the source of this 2448-nucleotide messenger RNA. RefSeq names its product ent-kaurene synthase TSP4, chloroplastic. Gene Ontology annotation, biological process: diterpenoid biosynthetic process. The record is from RefSeq and is a predicted model, not a curated record. Lineage: Eukaryota; Viridiplantae; Streptophyta; Magnoliopsida; Proteales; Proteaceae. The transcript is spliced from 14 exons. Bases 68 to 2437 code for a protein of 789 amino acids. Gene Ontology annotation, molecular function: terpene synthase activity; magnesium ion binding.